Molecule: messenger RNA, 591 nt
Organism: Asparagus officinalis (garden asparagus)
Lineage: Eukaryota; Viridiplantae; Streptophyta; Magnoliopsida; Asparagales; Asparagaceae
Exons: 2
Coding region: 48-377 (109 amino acids)
Source: RefSeq, a predicted model, not a curated record
CAAAACACAAAAAAAAAAACACAGAUCAGAAACUCAUAAGUUAAGAAAUGGCCAGUCCCAACAGCUCCUUUUUGCUCGUAGCCUUUGCUAUUGUUGCAGUUUCUCUCUUCGCUGAUAAUGCCACUGCAGCCUGCGACAACGACUGGACUCAGCUGAGCGACAAGUGCACUGCGUUUGCGAAGAAAGGCAUAGAACCACUUCUCCCAUCUGAUGACUGUUGCCAGACUAUCGCGCAGGCUGAUCUUGUCUGUGCAUGCUCGAAGGUUACUCCUGAUACCGAGAACAAUAUUAGUGUGCCUCUGGCAAUCAUGGUGGCUAGCUUCUGUGGUCAUCCUCUCCCUCAUGGAACUCACUGUGGAAGUGUUGUGGUUCCAUAAGCACUAUGGGAGAACGCGUGUUGAAUAAGACGAUCACGAUGGAUUCUAUGUAGAGAGAGAGAGAGAGAGAGAGAGAGAGAGAGAGAGAGAGAGAAUAAAGUUUGGUCAUGUAUGAAUAACUUCAAUUAGCAGAUUUCGUCAUGUAGUAGUGAUCUAUAGACAAUCCAUCUAUGACAAUGAAAUGAAUGAAUUGGCAUAUGACUAUCUUAAUCAA